GGAGCAUGCUAGUGGCCUCAGCUUUGAAGAGCUUUACAUGUUUUUCAAUCUUUGGCCACCAGCAUGAUGAUAUCAGAGGACGAGGAUGAGAGCUUGGCUCAAUUCCUCAAAACAGAGGUGCUCUUCGAGGUCUCCAACUAGCGUGAUGAAGAGGACAUGGUGGAUCUUGGUAGAAUCUGCCCGGUUGAGUUCAAGGAGUACUAUGUCCAAAUACAAGCUGCCAAAAGAAGCCAAGCACCUCUUUCGUCACAGUUUGCUACAGGGAUAAAGAAGGAAAUUGGAGCAUUGCAAUUAGAAGAAGUUGCUGAGAUAAAGAGAACUGGUAAAACAGGAAAUGAGGCAGCAACUAAAAUACUGGCCAAGCAGCUAAUCAGGCUUAGGCAACAUAUAUCUAACUUGCAAGGAAGUAGGGCUCAAAUGAGAGCAAUAACAACUCAUACACAGGCAAUGCACGCCCAGUCAUCAGUUGUUGUUGGCAUGAAAGGUGCUAGUAAGGCAAUGGUAGCUAUGAAUAAGGUUAAUGAUGCUGUUCUUACAGUGGAUAAUACAUUUUUCCUGUUCUUUAGAUACCACCCUCCAAACGAUUACAUGUAUAUCAGAGAUGACCCAUCUAUCUUAUAUCAACAUUUUGACAGUGAAUUGUUGUAUUUACUUAAGAGUGCUGGGUUGAAAGCUUUGUGCAAUGGUUGCCAGUAG
This is a messenger RNA of Rosa chinensis, 696 nucleotides long. Its product is annotated as vacuolar protein sorting-associated protein 2 homolog 3. The coding region runs from base 157 to 696 and encodes 179 amino acids. The transcript has 8 exons. Gene Ontology annotation, cellular component: ESCRT III complex; multivesicular body. NCBI's taxonomy places the organism in Eukaryota, Viridiplantae, Streptophyta, Magnoliopsida, Rosales, Rosaceae. The record is from RefSeq and is a predicted model, not a curated record. Gene Ontology annotation, biological process: late endosome to vacuole transport; endosome transport via multivesicular body sorting pathway; protein transport.